AUGACUCGCCAAGAGUUGGGUCCUUUACACCUCCUUUCUGGUCCAUCAGGCCCCCGUGAUCUUAGGAUUCCGCUUGAUGCUACUGUAUCUCAAGCAGUAACCAACGACCACUGGAAUCUCCCUUCGGCUCGCUCUGAGUAUGCAAUCACUCUUCAGAUUAUUCUCUCUACCUUGCCGGUUCCAUCUGCAACCUAUGGCUGCGAUACAUACUUGUGGAGAACGAGUUCUGGCGCUUUUGGAAACUCAUUCUCAUCUAAGGUAACUUGGGAGAGGAUGCGUGUUCCAAUUCCCCUAGUUCAGUGGCAUUCAGUGGCAUGGUUCAGAGAGGAAAUUACUCGCUGUUCGUUUAUCGCUUGGACAGCCUUCCUUCGUAGGCUCCCAACGCGUGAUCGGUUGAUAUCUUGGGGUUUGAAUAUCCAACCAGGUUGUGUUCUCUGCUCUGUAGCUGAUGAGUUUUUGGCGACUCCUCCGGCUACACUUGAUGCGGUCGUGGUCCUUUGCCAGCACUUCCCUGGUCCUCAUGCCCGGCGAGCGGUUGCGGUGAUGAAGCUCCUAAAUCAAGUCAUCAUUUACAACAUCUGGCGCGAGCGUAAUGCCAGGGUUUUUACCGGUGUGUCUUCAACUCAAGAGGCUGUGUUCCGAGUGGUGGAUCGUACUGUGCGAGAUAGACUUCUGGCUCUUUCAAGACCCACUGUCUCUGCUCCUCCCCCAUCUUUGCUUGAGUUGUACUUUUGGUUUAUCUCCCCAUAUAGUUAA
This is a messenger RNA of Brassica rapa (field mustard), 756 nucleotides long. RefSeq lists its product as uncharacterized. The record is from RefSeq and is a predicted model, not a curated record. Lineage: Eukaryota; Viridiplantae; Streptophyta; Magnoliopsida; Brassicales; Brassicaceae.